This is a messenger RNA of Pocillopora damicornis (cauliflower coral), 3502 nucleotides long. RefSeq names its product aspartyl/asparaginyl beta-hydroxylase. The record is from RefSeq and is a predicted model, not a curated record. Gene Ontology annotation, molecular function: peptidyl-aspartic acid 3-dioxygenase activity; protein binding. Gene Ontology annotation, cellular component: endoplasmic reticulum. Lineage: Eukaryota; Metazoa; Cnidaria; Anthozoa; Scleractinia; Pocilloporidae. Gene Ontology annotation, biological process: peptidyl-aspartic acid hydroxylation.
AAGUCGCGAGGAUUCGCGUUGAUCCACUCGAGCUGUGAUGAAGUGAAUUUGUUCAAAUUGUCGUUUAGAAGAUGGCUCCACCUCGAAAAAGGGUGACUGGCGAUCGAAAGAAGAAUGUUAAUGAUUCUACAACAAAUAAAUCAACAAAGACGUCAAGUAAAUCUAGUGAGUCAUCAAAUUCUUCAGUAAUCAAGUGGAUUGCUUUUGCAAGCAUCAUCCUAAUCCUGGUAUCACUUGUUGCGAUAUAUUUAUUUGGAAAAAAUCAAGAGGACUCAAAUUUAAAUCAGAACUCAAGGCAAACCUUCAAAACAGAGACAGGAUCACCUGAGAAGACAAAAAAGAAAACCAAAAAAACAAAACCAUCAGAUUCAAAUGAGGCCAUAACCAACAGCUAUGAUAAAUCCAUCGUGAAAGAACUUGACAAGGCACAGAGUAUUUUAGACAAGAGUAACAUAGCAGAUGCCUUACAAAAGUUUGAAGCUCUGACAAAGAAAUAUCCCAAGAGUCCAAGAGCUAUGUAUGGAAAGGCACAAUCCUUAGAUAAGUUGUCAGAACUAAGGCAAAGCAAUGAUAUUCUUCAACAAAGCAUAGAGGCUUAUGGAAAAACAGCGGACAUGCUGAACUGCCCCAUGGAACUGAAACACAGAGCAGUGCGACGUCAGGCUGAUAGGCUUAGUUUCCUGGGCAGGUCUAGUCAGGCAGCAAAUGCUUUAAGGAGCCUGUUGAAUGAGUUCCCAGGUGACAUCAAGGUCAUGAAUGAAUUGGGUGUGCAGUAUUUGAUGACAGGAAAGAACAGGGAUGCAGAAAAUAUCUACAAACAGGUGAUAAAUAUGGAUCCAAGAAAUGGCUUUGCCCAGUCACACUUGGGCUUUAUUCUUAAAACUGAUCACUUGCGGUAUAUUGAAGCUAUCCCUUUGCUACGUAAUGGGAUCUCGAGUGGUGAAGCAGGUGCUGAUGAUGGAAGAUUUUAUUUUCAUCUGGGGGAUGCUUUUACUAGAAUUGGAAGACCAGAUGAGGCUUACAAAGUAUAUGAGGAAGCUGCAGGAAAAGGAAUAUUCAUGUCUGCUUUGCAACGUUCUUUGUACAAUGCAGAUACACCGCUGACCGCACAACCGUGGUGGACACCAGAAGAAACUGGAUAUGAAAGAGCCAUUCGGAAACUUGAAGCCAACUGGGAGGUCAUCAAAGAUGAAGGAAUAUCAUUGCUAGACCAAAAGUCAGGAGGGUUUAUACCAGAAGAAGAAAAUCUCAGAGAACAAGGAGACUGGAAACAGUUCACUUUAUACCAACGUGGCCGAAAGAACGCCGCAGCUUGUCAAAAGACACCACAGACUUGUGCUAUCAUUGAUACCAUCAAAGAUGCUACCAGCUGUAAGAGAGGACAGAUCAAGUAUUCUGUGAUGCUACCUGGCACCCAUGUCUGGCCCCACACGGGUCCUACAAACUGCAGACUACGCCUUCAUCUCGGACUUGUUAUUCCCAAAAAUGUGGCUAUAAGAGUUGGACGGGAAACAAGAACUUGGGAAGAAGGCAAAGCACUAAUCAUUGACGACUCUUUUGACCAUGAAGUUUGGCACAAUGGUUCAACUUUUCGACUCAUUCUUAUUGUCGACUUUUGGCAUCCAGACUUGACACCUCAGCAAAGAGCUUCAUUAUCUCCCAUUUAAGCCCAAUUUUUACACAUUUUUUAAGGUUGGCACAUGAAGACUUGCCACAGUCUCAAUGAGGAACUGUUUACAAGGGUUUAUGGGGAACAAAGAUGAACACCUUAACCCUGUGACUCCCAUUGGUGACCAAAAAAGAAUUUCUCCUUACUCUAUCAAGACAAUGUCAAGCAGACAAGUGACAGGAGUAAAGAAAAUUAUCUGUUAGUUGAUCAUAAGUUGAUCUGAUAUCAAAUUCUUCAAAUUCUCAUGACAAGAAUUGUAUGGUAUACAGUAAAGAUAAUUAUUUAUGAGAUUUUGGUAGUGAAAGGUUUAAGUGGUAAACACGUUAAGUCUCCCUACAACAUCAGUUCAGUAUCUGGCCUGUUCCAGCUGCUCAGUUGCUAAACCAAAGCACAAUAGGAUCAAUAUCAGUAUCUGGGCAACUGCCCACCAACCCCUCCCCUAACCCAACCUUAACCCUAAUUUGCUAUCAAUCGACUGUUGUCAAGUUAGGGGAGGGGUAGGUGGGCAGUUGCCCAGAUACUGAUAUUGAUCCACGCAAUAGUAGUAGAGGAGGAAACAAAGAGGGAGGUUUUGGUGGGGCUGCAUAAUGUUCUUUACCCAAGUAUUCCUUGUGUUUUCACUUCUCUGCUACUAUUACACCAUUUGCUAUUUUGCCGUGUUUUACAAACUGAAGGCCUAGAAAAGGCUCUUCAUUAUCUGUUAAACAGGUGACAGCUCAGCCUGAUGAUGGACAAGUACAAAAAAAAUCAAUCAAAAGGAGAUUCAUUUAUUGAUCCUGCUUUGCCUCUUUUACUGAGUUUUUCCUGCACUUGCUUCCCAUUGAAUUUAUUGCUUUUUAACUCAUUUUAGACAUGGAAAUAAAAUUUUCACUUUUUUUUCUUGUCCUCUAUGAAAAUAAAAUUGUUAGAAAGUUAUGUUAUGUAGGCUUCUAGUAAUUUGAAGCAAAUUAGAAGCCUUUUCCAUCAUUUAUCAGUUUUGUUAGAGAUUAAGAUAUUUUAGUAUGAUUUUAGUAAUAUGUAAUGAUAUAUUUUGCAUGUGGAUUGUUCAUAUCAACAGGAACAAUGUUGAAGGACAAGAUUUAAAUCUGUCAGAAUGCACUGACCGCUAAAAAAUCACAACAAACCCAGACUCAGCUUCAACAGUUGCUGGACAUAAAAAAGUUUUGUGUCAAAGUGGUUUAUUGUGUGUCCAAAUUAAAUGUAAGCUUUGUAAUUAAAUAUGAUUUUUAUGAAUUAUUGUCCACGAAAAAUGAAUUUUUCUAGUAAUCACACCUUUAUACUUGAACAGAUUUUGUAUGUUCACCAACUUGUUAAAUUCCACAACUUUCCAAAACCUUUUCAAGGACCUUACUGUAUCUCUCAUGUGCAGUAUGAUCGAUCAGUUUAGCAGGCAGUAUUUCACUGUAUGGCCUGCCAAAUUCAGAAGUUUGUUUGAAUUAGAAUCUUCUUUUUGAACCUAGAGAUGUAGGAUACCCUACUCUAUUACUUUUGCCUUUUCCCCUUUCAGAAGGCUUUCAAUAUACAUUUUGAUGUGAGAGGAUACAUGUGUUGACGUCCAUACUUUAAUUGAUAAAUUUUGAAAGUUUUAGUCUUUAGUUUCCUUUGUUAUUGUUGCUGGUUUUUUUACUUUUUUGCAUGUAAUUUUAUUUCUGUACUGAUUUUCAUUGUUUGUGCAUAUGCAUGCUCUCCUAGUCAUUUCCUCUGUUCAGUCAAACUUGUUAUUGAAAACUCUAUUUUAAUGUUUGUUUCACUCCCACCUCAGCUUUGCUAUUUUGUGAGUAGGAAUUGUUAGAUAUGUAUUUUGAUUGCUAAAAUAAAAAGAUUUUGUUUGUU